UUUCAAACAUCGCAUUGUUUUGCUUCCCAGUCUAACAGCGGCAAACCGCCAUCUUCAGGUUUUUACUGCGAAUCCGGCACACACCUUCCGCCCUCUCACACCAACAUCUCAUAGACCAACAUCAAAAAGGGCACUUUCUCACAGCGCAGCAAAGAUGAGCGCUCUCGAGGAGGACGGCUCAAGCAUCUCUGCCCAGAUAGCUAUCGAGGCCAAGCUCGCAGACGGAAAGAAGCAAAGAGGCGGCGGUCGAGGCGGCAGAGGAGGAGGCGGCCAGAGCAGAGAAGUGCUGGUGUCAAAGGCGCUGUCGAGGCUGUUGAGGCAUCAGGCUGCAAAUGCCGGCAUCCAGCUUGACGCGGAGGGAUUCGCAGCACUUGACGAAGUGCUGAAAUGGGGUCCCAUCCGGUCUCUCAACGUCACCCUUGCCGAAAUCAAGCAAGUCGUUGCCUCAAACGAAAAGCAGCGCUUCACCAUGAAGUUAAACUCAUCAAUCACCGUCGAACCUGCUCCAUCAGAUGACAGCACGGCUCCAUCUCACUACCUCAUCCGCGCCAACCAAGGCCACUCCAUCAAGAUUGAAUCCGCCGCCCUCCUUGAGCCCAUCACCUUCGAGGCCGGCAACGUGCCGUCAAGGGUUCUCCACGGGACCUACUUUGCUUUUUGGCCUGCCAUUGAAGAGUCUGGAGGGCUAAAGGUCAUGGGAAGAAAUCACAUCCACUGCUCCACGGGAACGCCAGAAGAGGGCGUCACGAGCGGCAUGAGGAAGGAUGCAGAGCUGGUGAUUGAAAUUGACGUGGAGAAGAGUUUGCAGGAUGGCAUUCAGUGGUGGAAGAGCGACAAUGGAGUUUUGCUGACCGAAGGCGGAGAAGGCGGCAUCUUGAGCACGAGCUACUUCAAGAAGGUCACGGGGCGGAAUAUUGAUGUUGGUGUGCUUUGGGAGGACGGGGAGAGAUUAUCAGGCCUUCCCGAGGGGAUCAAGGGAAAAGUUCCGUCGGGCAAGGGGCCUAGAGGGGGUGGUAAGAGGGGAGGA
Messenger RNA from Trichoderma virens Gv29-8, 1027 nucleotides. RefSeq lists its product as uncharacterized. The transcript has 2 exons. NCBI's taxonomy places the organism in Eukaryota, Fungi, Ascomycota, Sordariomycetes, Hypocreales, Hypocreaceae. Gene Ontology annotation, molecular function: tRNA 2'-phosphotransferase activity. The annotation marks the transcript as partial. Gene Ontology annotation, biological process: tRNA splicing, via endonucleolytic cleavage and ligation. The record is from RefSeq and is a predicted model, not a curated record.